Coregonus clupeaformis (lake whitefish) is the source of this 1454-nucleotide messenger RNA. RefSeq names its product alpha-1,3-mannosyl-glycoprotein 4-beta-N-acetylglucosaminyltransferase C-like. Gene Ontology annotation, molecular function: acetylglucosaminyltransferase activity. Lineage: Eukaryota; Metazoa; Chordata; Actinopteri; Salmoniformes; Salmonidae. The coding region runs from base 21 to 1448 and encodes 475 amino acids. Gene Ontology annotation, biological process: protein N-linked glycosylation. The transcript has 3 exons. The record is from RefSeq and is a predicted model, not a curated record.
CCAGUGAGAGUGUCUCCAUCAUGAGGCUGGUGUGGAAGUCCCUGGACAAGAUGAGGUGUUUCCGUAAACGCUCCACCAUCCCCUUCCUGGGGGUCCUGAUCACAUGUCUACUCUUCCUCAAUCUGUACAUUGAGGAUGGAUAUGUGCUGGAGGAGGAUAAAAGACAACUGAGAGAAACAUCAAUGCAUCCUUCAAACUCUGAGAGAUAUGUUCACACCUUUAGAGAUCUCACAAAUGGAACCAUAAACGUCACAUAUCGUUACCUUGCUGGGACCCCUUUGCCUCGAAAGAAAUAUCUAACCAUUGGGUUGUCGUCCGUCAAAAGAAAAAGAGGGAAUUACCUCAUGGAGACGAUCAAAUCCAUUUUUGACCAGUCCAGUUAUGAGGAACUGAAAGAGAUUGUGGUUGUGGUCCAUCUGGCAGACUUUGACCUGGCCUGGUGUGAAAACCUGGUGCAGGACAUCUCCAGGAAGUUUGCCCACCACAUCAUCGCUGGGCAUCUCUUGGUGAUCCAUGCCCCUGAGGAGUAUUAUCCAUCACUGAAUGGGCUGAAAAGGAACUACAAUGACCCAGAUGACAGGGUACGCUUCCGCUCCAAGCAGAACGUGGACUACGCCUUCCUCCUCAACUUCUGCACCAACCUCUCUGAUUUUUACAUGAUGCUGGAGGACGAUGUGCUCUGCUCACGGAACUUCUUAACAUCCCUGAAGAAGGUGGUCACCUCCAGGGAAGGCUCCUACUGGGUGAUGCUGGAGUUCUCCAAGCUUGGCUACAUAGGGAAGCUCUACCACUCAAGAGACCUUCCGCGCCUGGCCCACUUCCUGCUCAUGUUCUACCAGGAGAUGCCCUGUGAUUGGCUCCUUAUUCACUUCCGGGGCCUGCUGGCCCAGAAAGAUGUGAUCCGCUUCAAGCCCUCUCUAUUCCAGCACAUGGGCUACUACUCAUCAUAUAAGGGAGCAGAGAACAAGUUGAAGGAUGAUGACUUUGAAGAGGACUCUAUUGACGUCCCUGACAACCCUCCUGCCACCCUAUACACAAACAUUCAUGUAUUUGAAAACUAUGACGCCACCAAGGCUUAUAGCAGUGUGGAUGAAUACUUUUGGGGGAAACCUCCCUCUACCGGAGACUUCUUUGUCAUAGUUUUUAACAAAUCAACUAAAAUAAGCAAAAUCAAAAUCUUGACAGGAACAGAUGAUCGUCAGAAUGAUAUCCUGCACCAUGGAGCUCUGGAAGUAGGAGAGAAGCUGGUGGGGACAAAGAGAGGAAGGCAGUGUUCUUCCUACAUCACAUUAGGGGAGUUUAAAAAUGGCCACAUUGAGGUCCAAGACGUGGACCACAAGAUUGCCUUUGCCAUUGAGUGUGUUCGUAUUGUGGUGACUGCCAGUCAGAAAGAAUGGCUGAUUAUUAGGAGUAUAAGCUUGUGGACUACACAACCACCCAGUCAAUGAGGACAA